AUGGAGCAAUUAGCAAGAGUAGGAGAAGUAGCUCGUCACUUCAGAGAGACGAAGUUGUCUACUCUGAAACCACCUCAGGAAUUCUUUGAUCAUAGACAAUUAUCUAGACCUGCUAAUAUGAACGAAGCUACUUCUCGAAUAACCUAUAACACUCGACAUUUCUCUGGGAAUUAUCUAUUGGUAAUCUUAAUCUUAGCAGCUUAUGCAAUGUUAACCAACCCACUGCUGUUGAUCGCUUUGGCAUUUUUGGCAGGUGGUUUCGCAGCUAUCAACAAGUUUGCCCCAGAACCCGUUCAAGUAGGUUCUCAAACCAUAACUCAAAAACACUUAUAUAUCGGUUUAUUCGUCAUUGGUCUUCCACUCUUAUAUAUCGCUUCUCCCAUAUCUACUUUCUUCUGGUUAGUAGGCUCAUCAGCAAUUUUGAUAUUGGGUCAUGCGAGUUUGAUGGAACCUGGGGUAGAGAGUGAGUAUCAAGGUGUAGAGGGAGUAUAG
Messenger RNA from Kwoniella botswanensis, 492 nucleotides. RefSeq lists its product as uncharacterized. NCBI's taxonomy places the organism in Eukaryota, Fungi, Basidiomycota, Tremellomycetes, Tremellales, Cryptococcaceae. Bases 1 to 492 code for a protein of 163 amino acids. The record is from RefSeq and is a predicted model, not a curated record. The transcript is spliced from 7 exons. Gene Ontology annotation, cellular component: Golgi apparatus.